Molecule: messenger RNA, 2868 nt
Organism: Sphaerulina musiva SO2202
Lineage: Eukaryota; Fungi; Ascomycota; Dothideomycetes; Mycosphaerellales; Mycosphaerellaceae
Product: ubiquitin carboxyl-terminal hydrolase 14
Exons: 1
Coding region: 23-2446 (807 amino acids)
Biological process (GO): protein deubiquitination
Molecular function (GO): protein binding; zinc ion binding; cysteine-type deubiquitinase activity
Source: RefSeq, a predicted model, not a curated record
AAACAUCGACACAUUUUCCAACAUGGCUACCACUACAUGUCCGCACGUCAAAACCCUCCACCGACCACCUCCUCGACCCACCGACGCCGUGUACAAAGACGACUGCACGCUCUGCUUCGACAGCGUUGACGAUGCUGCGGGAAUCGACGUCUGCUUACACUGCUUCAACGGAGGCUGCGCCGGCGACAGAGCUCACGGUCCGCAGCACGCUCAGGAUGCCGAUCAUCCUCUCGCCGUCAACAUUCAGAGAACUCGCAAGCGGAAAGCACAGUCGGAGCGAGAAGACGGCCCUUCGCCCGCCAAAAUCACUAAAGUCGAAGUGGUGGCUGAGACAAACGAGCAGAGAUACGACACCAAGACGAAUCUCAAGUGCUUCAAGUGUGGUCUGGAUGGCAUGGCACCGGAAGGGGAUGUCGCCACUGUCGUGGCCGGCGUGAUGAGCGCCAACACGUUUGCACAGCAGGAGGAGGUCAAGGCUUGGGAACUUGAACUGACCAUUUGCGACCACACUGCCUUUCUCGAACAAGAGCCGGGGCGUCAGAUUCCCAGCGGCGAUCUGGGCCACUGUGGCGAAUGCGACUUGAAGGAGAACUUGUGGAUGUGCCUGACUUGUGGCAACCUGGGCUGCGGGAGACAACAGUUUGGAGGCGCACCCGGCAACAGCCACCAGGUCGGACAUGCACAGUCGACCAAGCACCAUGUGGCAGUCAAGCUGGGCUCCAUCUCUGCUGAUGGCAGCGCUGACAUCUAUUGCUACUCCUGCGAUGAGGAGCGGAAAGACCCGAAGCUGGUUGAACACUUGGCACAUUGGGGAGUCAAUAUUGCUGAUCGCGAGAAGACGGAGAAGAGUCUGGGCGAGAUGAAUCUCACGUACAACCUCAACUACGACUUCUCCAUGACCGAUGCGGAAGGACGGCAGUUGAAGCCGUUGUUUGGACCUGGCCUGACCGGCUUGAAGAACAUGGGCAACAGCUGCUAUCUUGCUUCCGUGCUGCAAGCGCUGUUUGCCAUGCCCGAGUUUGCCAAGCGCUACUACAGGCCCGAGGAUGUUAUGAGUACGGGCCCAAUGGAGAUCGCGAAGCCCGGGGAGGACCUCGAAGUACAGCUACGCAAGCUUGCCGACGGUCUCUUGUCGGGACGUUACAGCAGACCAGAUGCAGACGUCCAGCAACCAGAACACCCAGACGAGCAGCCUCACCAAAAGGGCAUCGCUCCAAGCAUGCUGAAACAGAUUGUGGGCAAGGGUCAUGCCGAGUUCAGCAGUAUGCGACAGCAAGAUUCAUUCGAGUUUCUACUUCACAUAUUAAAAUUGGUGUCCCGCUCGCAGUCUAAAGCAGAAGAGCUGCAAUAUCCGCAGGUUUAUGAUCCAGUCGACGCGUUCCGGUUCUAUAUGGAGCAGAGGUUGCAAUGCACGGGCUGCAAAAAGGUCAAGUACAGAACAGAUGAGAUGGAGAACAUCAGUGUUGCUGUACCCAUCAACCGGAUAGCCAAGGCACCUCGCACUGUUUACGGUGGCGAUUCACCCAUGAUUGACAGCGAUCCAGGCACUGGCAAGGACAUCGGUAAGACCGAAUUUGAGCCUGUCACGCUCAAGCAAUGCCUCGACGACUUCACCGCACCGGAGGUAGUAGAUCUCGUAUGCUCCAGCUGCAAGAACAAGACAUUCACCAAGCAGAGUCUGUUCAAGACAUUUCCCGUGAUUCUGGCGGUCAAUGCUCGACGGUUCGAGAUUGUCAAUUGGGUCCCGACCAAACAGGACGUGCCAGUCAUUGUCGGCGAUGAUGUCUUCGAUAUGGAGAUGUACCGCAGUAACCACGACCGGGCGCACGAGGAAGAAUUGGUUGACCAAGAUGAUUCAAGCUCCAGUUCCACAUUCCAGCCGAAUCAGUCUGCCCUCGAUAUGCUGAUGAGCAUGGGAUUCCCUCGAGUGCGAUGUGAGAAGGCCUUGCAAGCUACUGGUAAUUCAGACGCUGAAGUCGCUACUGCUUGGUUGUUUGAGCACAUGGAAGAUCCUGGCAUCGACGAUCCCAUUAAUGCGGCAGCUGCCCCGGUCGCUGACCCAGAGAAAAUCAGUAAUCUUUGUGGCAUGGGCUUUGCUGAACCGCAAGCUCGUCAAGCGCUCAAGGAGACCAGUGGUGACAUGGAACGUGCGGUGGACUGGUUGUUCAGUCAUCCUGAAGCCACAGGUGACUUUGACGAUGCCCCUGCAGCUGCUGCACCUGCGGUCGAGAUUCCCAAAGACGAUAAACCCGCAAAAUUCUCUCUGCAAAGCAUCGUGUGUCACAAGGGCAGCUCUAUACACGCGGGUCAUUACGUCGCCUUCGUCAAGAAGAUGGCUGGUUGGGUUCUCUUCAACGACGAGAAAGUCGCGCUUGGCGGCGAUGUGCAGGAAAUGACCAAAUUUGCCUACAUCUACUUCUUUCGAAGACAAGGUGAAGAGGCCUAGGUGGCCAAACAGACGGGCACCUACCAGGGGGUCCGAACUUGGUAUACGGGCAGAAACGGACAGCUCAUUACUGUGGACGAAAGUGGGCGUGCUACGCUGUUUCACUAAGCCGUUUGGUAAAGGCCGAUGCGCUGAGACUAUGCGAGCACAUUACAAAGUAGAAGGAUUAGAUGAGGGCAUGGAACUAUCACUUGCUGCUCUAUACGACUAGACUCUCGCGACUAUAUCAGCAAUCGUUAUUGGAAGUAUGUAACGAAAGCUCAGUCAAUCGACUCAUAUCAGUCCUCUACUUCUGUUCUCUCGCUUAUGUGUUUGAACAUUGAAUUCCAUCUUCGCAGGAAUUGUAUUGAAGGCUACGCAGUGUAGUAGUUGUGGAGAUAUCACUGGACAGUUGGAUAGAGGAUAAGACACCCCACAAGGAC